AUGCCUGAAGUGAAAGCACAAAGAUCUAGAGCCCAUUUAUGACCCUCACGCCUCCCCCACGAGCUCUCCUCUAUUGCUCCCAGCCUUGACGCUGCGCUAAUCUUUUGAGCUUUCCCAGUCAACCAGGUGCCGAUCUCGGGCCUCAGCACGCCAGGCUGGAGCAUUCUGGAAAGCAAGGACAGAGCGGGAAGCAGACAAAUCGACUGCCGUCCGAGCCGCAGUCGAACAAGCUCCUCUGUUCAUUUUGGAGGUGCUGUCAACUUCCACGGUGUCACCCGUAGUGACUCCGAGCCGAGUUCUACAUGUUCGUUUUCAGCCUCUCAUCCGCGUCCUACUAGUACGGCUAGUUGCUGUCGUCGUUACAUCCCAGAACUAGCAAUCGCGCUUCAAGCUAGUAGAAUCCCUCGUAAGUCUCAGUGGCGGCUCGUAUCAUUCUUCCAUCGAUUGAUCAAGAACCUUUCUUGCUGCACACGACACAAAAUCCUCUCAAGACCUUCCUCCUCGACUACUACUUCUCUUCAGCUAUACAAAAUCCUGCACACGACACAAAAUGCUGUCGCGAGUGCAAUCUCCUCAGCUCGGCUGGACCCUCCGAAUCCGCGUCGGCCUCGCCACCAUACUCGCUAUACACUCCCUCGUUCGCAUCGCCGCCGGCACGAAUCUCCCCUCGGGCGGCUGCGACGCGUGCCGCCAGCUGCGCGGGCUGGAAGACGCGGGGGUGAGCGCGCGCAACCUGCACAAGCACGCGCUCGUCGGCAACUUCAAAGGCCUUUUUAUCAGCCAGCGCGGGAAAUUCAAGCCCCACGCCAAGGGAUCGGGAUCCGUCAAUCUCGAGGUUUUCCAAGAAGUUGGCAACCACGUCGCUGUCGUCAACGGCGAAGCUGGCGACACUCUCGAAAAGUGCUGCGACGCGUGCUCGCGAACAGCCGGCUGUUACCAAUUCCACUUUUUCCGCAGCAACCGGCUACGCGACAAUGUAAACGUCCGCGGCUUCAUGAGCGGCGUGCAGUGCUACCUGCUCGGAAAGGACGGCGGCGCGGGUCACUCUGGAGAGUACCGAACGCCUCUUAGCGGGGAUGUCAAGGAGCAGCGCUCCAUGUCGCCGUAUUUUCCGCUAAGCUGGCUGGGCGGCAUGUGCGGGGGGCGCGCACAAGCUUCUACCUCGGAAAACGCGGCGGAUAAUUCUACCGUGGCCGCUCCGCUUGCCACGUCAUCUCCGAGCCUCAUCCCCGGACGUCGACAGGAAGGUUCGGCGAAGAAACUACCACGUGUGGCUGGGCUGUCUGGGAUCAAGCGGAGGGCGGAGCGGCCGCCACCGUUGACCCCUCAAGGCCUGCUGAACGCGUCCUUCUGCCUCGUUUCUGACCGUCGAUUGCACAUCAACAUCGUGCUCCGCGAAUCUCCACCGCAGGCUGCAGCUGGCGAGUCUGCGGACGAUUCUGGUGACGUGGCGUUUGCUGGAGCCCCGUCCACCAACCCUACCUUGGCUCGGAUAUCGACAGCAGCUAUUGCCGAUGCUGCCGCUGCUGCCAGGAAAGAGGCUGAACGGAGAGCAACGGCUGCUGUUGCAGGCGCUGCUUCGGCCAUUGCUGGUGGUGAAGUGAGCUGGGAGGAAGACGGAGGAGAGGGGAAGAGGGAACGGGCGCAGGCGGCUAUAAGGGAGGUUGGGUUUGUGUGGGUGGCUGAUGGCCUGCAUUCCCUUCACAUGGCUGUAACACCCACGGUAACAGCUGAGUCUGGCCCAGCCGAAAGCAGCGGCGGCAGCAGCAAUGCUGGCACCGCAGACAGUCAAAGGACAGCUGAGAGUCUGUUGUCCCUUCUGGAGCUGGAUGGUGUGGCCUUGUCGUCCCCAAAAGAGGUGGGCGAUCGGGUGACAGGAGCAGGAGGGCUGGUACUUAGCAAAGUGGCGGAGGAGAGGGAGUGGCCUGUGAACAUGGUGAAGUUUAGAGUGGAGAUUGCGGGGUUGGUGGAGGUGGAAGUGAGGGCAAGCAUCGUGCAGGGUGAAGGGGACGCAGGUGAAGGCCAUUUGACUGUCAAGGUGAAUAGGGUCAAAUCUUCGCCCACUGUGAAUGGACUCCUUGCUCAGGCAAUCCGUGCAUCGUCCAAGCUGGCACUGCCAAUUAUCCCAUCAUACACAUCGGUGGCCGUUGGGGACCCUCAAUCAGAAGCCAAGACGACCCUGAGUGGACCUCUCUGGGACUACGUGUCUACAACAGCCGUUUCAGCCAACUGCAGAUUCUCAACAUUCGGAGUGGUUGCUUGAAGGCCCCUCAAAAAGAGGGCUGAGUAAUUGGCCGAAUGCAUUCCUUUAUUCUUUGGGGUAUAAAUGCUUAUGAUAUAACAAGCACUAAUUGCCUAAUAAACCUGAUUAUGUUCUCCAUGUAUUUGUGUAUGUAUGAAAGGUGAAACUGCCAUGCUGGUAUUUUGUUGUCGCAUAUAA
Messenger RNA from Closterium sp. NIES-67, 2440 nucleotides. NCBI's taxonomy places the organism in Eukaryota, Viridiplantae, Streptophyta, Zygnematophyceae, Desmidiales, Closteriaceae. The record is from the annotation of a GenBank genome assembly.